UUCACGUCGCCACUUCCUUUCCCCCUUCCACCGUAUGCAUGCCUCGCCAUUGGUGCCAAUGCUCCAAAUGAGAAUGCGAUCGACUCAGCGACGGCGAUCAGUGGCAUACUGGCGGCCCCUCAAACCUGACAAUUCAGAAAGAGACACAAAGAGACUUAAAGCACCGAUCGGCAACCAUCUUCAUGUUUGCCCGCCUGCGCACCAGUGUCCACCGCGCUCCUGGCUUUGCUGAACCGGGGCAUCUUCCACUGGCUCUCCACCUUGCCCCCAGAGGCCGUGAUGGACCCGCGCGAGGCCCUCACGGCCUCGUCAUGACAACGGAUGUACUUCAUCACGUUGUCCCUGAUGUGGUCCCUGGGCAUGAUGCCCCUCUGCUGCAUCGCCCCACGCACACCACCAUAGGCCGGCUGCAGCAAAGUGGCCAUUCUAUGGCCGUCAAAUGCGUGAUCGUGGUGCGAGGAGGGGAGGGGUCUGGAGAGAGAGGGGCGGGGGGAGGCCUUGGUGGCCACAGCAUGGCGCUUCGGAGGCAGACUGAGGACCAGACAAGACGAGAAUUGAUGAAGGGAUGUUUCUGUGCAUUUAUUGCUGUGGGCUUACUCGUUGUUGGGACGGUUGGCAUGCGAUGGGUGCUUUGAUGUGACGUUGACAUUAGCUGCAGACAAGAUAAGGCCAACCAGUCCGCAGUCCUUUGAUGUCUCUCGCCUCUAUAUGAUCCCACCGAUUCUGCUGGCGAUGGGCGUCGCCCUGCUGCUUUUUUUCUUCCCCUCCCUGGCCCCCUUGCCAGCGCUUUCGGCGGCGACAGCUUUCGCACGUGUGUGCGGCGGCCCCUCGGCAGACACCUCAUGCACUGCAGAUAUAGAGGAGCAUAAUAGAGAAGCAUCAUGCUCUGUUGCUUCUGCCAUUCCGUUUUUCUGAAGAACUCACCGUUGCUCAUCUCGGCAUUCUGCGUCUCCAUCCUUUCCUUGGCCCCACUAUACUCACCACCAGGGACUGGCACGGCCGACACACUCUGUGGAACUGCAGGGCCUGCACACACACAUGAGAACGACAUGCAUUCAUGUCGAUGACAAAUCUGCGUCUCGAGCUCUUUCUCACCUUUGCCUUUAUCUCCAACCGUCUCCACUGUCUUCUCAGUGCCCCUUUCCCUUUUCGUCGAAAGGAAAGCCCCGUCAGAGAGGGCCUCCUUCAUCGCAGUCCCUCUGAAGUGCAGCCGAGCCACCUCUGCAAUGUCGGCACGGCCCCUGUCCUGCGUCAACGUCUCGCGCCGCCGGACACCCACCGCGGCAUCACCACCGUCGCCGACGUGAUCCGCCGUGAGGGCGGAGGUGGCCUUGACAGCGGCCUCCUGCUCGAGUGUUCUCCUCAUCAUGAGGCCGUCGAAUUGGCGGCGAUAGCUUCGGUAUCGGGGGGUCUCAUCCUCCAUUUCGGCCCUCCAGUACUAUAAUGCGUUGGAAGAGCCGAGUUCCAUUCUUGCACGGAUGCGAAUCUCCACGGCAAGGAAUUGAGACGGGACGAG
Molecule: messenger RNA, 1516 nt
Organism: Vitrella brassicaformis
Lineage: Eukaryota; Vitrellaceae
Source: the annotation of a GenBank genome assembly